This is a messenger RNA of Penicillium egyptiacum, 1308 nucleotides long. Lineage: Eukaryota; Fungi; Ascomycota; Eurotiomycetes; Eurotiales; Aspergillaceae. The record is from the annotation of a GenBank genome assembly.
AUGGCCAAACCGACAUUAAAAGGUCUCCCAACGGAGCUGCUCAUUCUCAUCUUGCUUAAAAUACACGAUCUGGCUACUCUUAAGUCUAUCGUGCUUUCAUCGCCAAUAUUUCACCAAGCCUACCUUCCAGUGCGACAGGGAGCUCUCUAUGGCAUUGUCAAGGAUCAAUGGGGAGUGCUUCUAGCAGAUGCAAUUACUGCUACACGGUCUCGUGGUCUCCUUUUCAGCAGUCACAAACACGAAGCAAUUGCAUUGUUAGACACCUGGCGUCGUAGAGAAGAAAUCAGUACUCUUGCCUCGACUUCGUCGAAUCGGAUAGAUGAGCCUGGCAGCCUGGAAGAGAUUUUUCACCUACUCUAUCUUCAUAAGGUGUUCCAUUUCUUUCUGGACGAUUAUGCGAAGAACAUACGGCGGCCCCCGUGGAUGGGAAGUGAUCAAUGGGAAACUUCAGUGAUCCCUAUUGAGUUGUCUCAAACUGAAAAGCACCGGUUGCUCAGAGCUUUAUGUCGAUUGCAAACCUACGAGCAUAUAUUUGGGUACCCUGAACGCCAGAAUGGGAACGGUUGGCUCGACAACAAUUGGAACAGAAAGCCAAAAUCUAGCUCUUCUAUGCCUCCCCAUGAAGAGGCAUAUCGCGUAUUUUUUGGACCGAUGCCUCCUUGGGAAUACCACGAAAUGGCCUGUGUAUGGACAUACUUCACGGCGAUGUUCGACCCUAUUUACAAGGAAAUGACUGCCGGCCUACAUGAUCUUAUGGAGGAGCACAUGAACAAAGAUGAUUGUCACUAUCAAUUUUUCGAAUUUCUCCCUGAUGAGGUAAUGCCAUUUUGGGGUAAUUUAGAGACUCUCCAAAGUCUUGAGAAUCUUCCGGAUCGGUCCAGGUCACUUGCUACAAUGGGGCCAGAGUCUGUUUACCGCCUUCUUCAUGGGACGCCCUUGAUUCGGCGCGAUAUGGUGAUGCUUAAUGCAUUGGAGGACGAAUUGAGCAAUUUCCCUCCUGUAUGGAUGUCGGAGGAGGAGAGACUUCCUUUUCUUUAUCCUGCAGAUCGAUAUGCAGUUCGAGAUUAUGAGCAGUUUUGGUCGACAUUACCGUCUAGCGAGCAACCUAAUCUUGGGUGGAAAAAGUUGUAUUUGCUGCCUAUGUCUGAUAUACCGGUAGAAACACUUGAAGAUGUGGUCGAUUUGCAAAGUGGAGAUGAAGGUACAUGGUGCUGGGGAGUUGCUAUAUUUGAUGAUGAAAGAUUGACGGCAUGGAAAGCACCUUUAUUGCAAUAUCGUUCGGGUCAGUUGCCCGAAUCUCCAGUUUAG